AACGAAAUGGUAAAUAAAAAUUCUGAUGUUAUAAUUAAUAAUCCUGCUGCACUAUUUUAAAGUAAACUUAUACAAUAUAAUAUAUCUAUGUCUGUUUUUUUUUCUUUUUAUAUCUGUCACCAAAAUAAUCAAAAUCAUAUUAUUGCUUCCAGUGAAUACGGAUGUACUAGAAUACAUUGUGAUCAUAGAGGUGAAUGUGUCACAAAUGAUUUUGUUUGACCAAAUCAAAUCAUCACUGGAGUCUAUAAGUCUUUUACAAAUAGACAACACCAUAGAAAUUGAUGGGUUGAACAUUACAACAGUGUGCCAGGCAAAUGAAUCUGAAUAUCAGUGCAUCUGUGAGGAUCAGUAUGUUUGGUCAUACUAUAACUGUAUUACUUAUGAUGCAUGUGAUAACCUAAAUGAAGGAACAUGUACCUGUAUCAGUGCCAUUCCCAGUGAUGCACAGAUGUGUGUGCCAAAAAGUGAACUACCGGGCUUUGACUUCCUGAUUGAAAUUGAGAUAAAUGCUACAAGCACAACAAUGAUAGAUGAACUGAGAAACCUCCUAGUAAUACUCAGUCUCCCAAUUUCAUCUGUUCAUGUAGCAGAAAUUACAGAUGUGGACAUUACAACAGUGUGUAGAUUGAAUGGUACUGAAUAUCAGUGCAGGUGUGAGGAUCAGUAUUUCUGGCCAUGUGAAAAGUGCACAGUAUAUGGGUCUUGUGAUGAACUCAACAGUGCCUCAUGUGGCUGCAUCAAUGCUAUUCCAAAUGAUGGACACUUCUGCCAACCAAUCAGUGAGCUGUCUACUGAAUAUCUGACUGAUAUCGAAAUUGACGCAGUAGAUAUAACAGUCUUGAAACUCCUGAGGAACCUUUUGGAGGCACUCAGCUUACCCUUAAUAAAUAGUAACAUCAAUAUCACUGAAAUACACAUCACUACAGUGUGCAGUUUGAAUGGUACUGAAUAUCAGUGCAGGUGUGAGGAUCAGUAUUUCUGGCCAUGUGAAAAGUGCACAGUAUAUGGGUCUUGUGAUGAACUCAACAAUGCCUCAUGUGGCUGCAUCAAUGCUAUUCCAAAUGAUGGACACUUCUGCCAACCAAUCAGUGAGCUGUCUAGUAUGUAUGAUAUGUAA
Molecule: messenger RNA, 1117 nt
Organism: Ictalurus punctatus (channel catfish)
Lineage: Eukaryota; Metazoa; Chordata; Actinopteri; Siluriformes; Ictaluridae
Exons: 6
Coding region: 206-1117 (303 amino acids)
Source: RefSeq, a predicted model, not a curated record